Messenger RNA from Melanotaenia boesemani (Boeseman's rainbowfish), 1062 nucleotides. Its product is annotated as DELTA-sagatoxin-Srs1a-like. The transcript has 3 exons. Gene Ontology annotation, biological process: monoatomic cation transport; pore complex assembly; cytolysis in another organism. Lineage: Eukaryota; Metazoa; Chordata; Actinopteri; Atheriniformes; Melanotaeniidae. The coding region runs from base 568 to 1062 and encodes 164 amino acids. Gene Ontology annotation, molecular function: channel activity. The record is from RefSeq and is a predicted model, not a curated record. Gene Ontology annotation, cellular component: pore complex.
UAUUAAGUUCUUAUUAAGAAAAUGAGUUGCAUAACUUUUUAUAAAAGCAGAUUUAGGUCGCGUCAUGCUUAUUGUGUAACAUGGACUGGGUCAGCAACAGUUCUUCAGUCAUUGAUCUGGAUCAGGGUAUCUGCCUCAAUGGAUCAUGUGAGUGCUUGUUUUGGGAUGGCUGUUUUUCAGAAUAUAACUUGUGGCUGUGGCAGACCAGUGUUUUCUUACACUUUGACAACUCCAUCUCAAAAUACAUCAAAUUUAAAAAGUUCAAAUAAAGCAAAGGUUUUAACACAAGUAUCCCAUGAAUUGAUCCGUCUGAUUCAAUCUUGUCCCUGUGACGAUGUGGUGAAUGCAAGAUAAGCAAAUUUAAGAUAAUGGAGUCACCUGGUACCUAAAGGUCCUGAUUACCUGAGUCAAUAAAGCCUGGUGUGUGAGGAACUUACGUGCUGUUUGACUUUGAGUUCUGGAGCAACAAUUUGUCAACUCAAACCAGGAGUUUACUUUGACUGAGGAGAUCAAGGAAAGUCCACAGCCAUCAUCUUGUCUUACCACCACUCGCCCUGCUUCAUCACAAUGCCUCAUCGCCACUGCUCCAUUGAGAUUAGCAACAACUCUAACGGCUACACUCUGGCCAACCCAAGGGUGUUCAUUGAAAGCGGCUACUGCGAAGUCCCUUUGCCACCCAUGGUUGGUCCUUGCUCCGUCAUCAAAGCAUUGUUCAACAAGACCACCGGUACUGCCACUGGAGCUGUGGGAGUCUUCACCUACGAUCUUUUCAACGCUGACUUGAACGACUACAACCACACCAUAGCUGUCAUGUUUUCUGUGCCCUAUGACCGAAUCCUCUUCUCCAACUGGUGUGCUGUUGGAAUUUUUAAGAAAGGACAAAACUGUAAUUACAGUCUUUACAAUUUAAUGUAUAAUAGAAAUGAAAAUAAUUUUGUAAGAGCAAAGGCUGAUGGCUCCAGUAUAUCUUAUGAGGGUGAUUAUGUUAUUGUCAGUGCCUCCAUGUCAGAUGGUGGUGAAGCAGUGCUGAGGGUGGACAUUAGUGAUACUGGCAUUUAUUAA